Messenger RNA from Nipponia nippon (crested ibis), 453 nucleotides. Lineage: Eukaryota; Metazoa; Chordata; Aves; Pelecaniformes; Threskiornithidae. The record is from RefSeq and is a predicted model, not a curated record.
AUGUCUGAGCUUUGUGCAAAUAUUGGGUCUGGGAUUUUUGGAGACCUCUAUCAACCAUGCAAACUAAUUCUGCUGCUUAUCCUGUCUUUCUCAGACCGCCCUGGUAUGCUGGACUUCAAAGGCAAAGCAAAGUGGGAUGCCUGGAACGCAUUGAAAGGAAUGUCCAAAGAAGAUGCAAUGAAAGCUUACAUAGAAAAAGUGGAAGAACUAAAGGGCAAAUACGGCAUCUGAGGACUGGAUAUAGCAGCCACUUGCACACCUGAAACAUGCCUUAUUUCUAAUACUGUGGAAAACUGGUUUCUGACAAUAAUUUUAAAUACCUAAUCUAUUAUAGUCGGUUUUCCUCAUGCCUGUAGUUCAGGGGAAGUUGUGUACCUGCCUAAUGUACUGACACGUUACAAAUUCCUUCUGGGAACAAAAUCUGGAACUCAUUAAAGUGCAUUUGGUACUUUA